AUGCUUCCCCUCACUAUCGCGGCUGCGGCCGUGGGCUUGCUGAUGGCGCCGGUCAUGGCCUCGCCCAUCGAGACUGGCGAUGUUCUCGCCGAACUCCAGGUCAAGGCUAUGAGUGCUCUGACCGCAUCGAGCGCGGGCAACAAGCGCAGUAGCUGCAACAUUUUCAAUGCUCGUUACCGUCGGGACUGGGAGGCGUUUUCUUCCCAAGAGAGGAAAGACUACAUCAGUGCCGUCCAGUGCCUAUUAACAUCCCCUUCCAAGUCGGACCCCGAAUUCGCUCCCGGUGCUCGCAACCGUUACGAUGACUUCGUUGCCGUGCACAUCAACCAGACAACCAAGAUCCACGGAACUGGCAACUUCUUGACAUGGCACCGCUACUUUGUCUGGGCAUACGAAGAGGCUCUGCGGAACGAAUGCGGCUACAAGGGCUCCCAGCCAUACUGGAACUGGUUGAAGUACCAGGACGAUCUCCGGAAAUCCCCUGUCUUUGAUGGCAGCGAUACCAGCUUGAGCGGCGACGGCGCCUUUCUCCAGCACAACGGCAGCGUCAGCGGUGCAGGUGCCAUUGUCCUGCCUUCUGGCGAUGGGGGUGGCUGCGUCACGAGCGGUCCUUUUAAGAACAUGACCGUCAACCUUGGGCCGGUUAACCCCGGCAUGGACGGCCUCGAGGCCAGCCCGACCGGCAAGCUUGGCUACAACCCUCGCUGCCUUAGUCGCGAUCUGAGCAACUACACGGCCUCAACCUGGUUCACGAACGAGAACGUGCUCAACAUCACGGUAGGCGCGGCCUCCAAGAGCAUAGAGCUUUUCCAGAACGAGCUUCAGGGCCGUUUCUCUGACGGCUUCCUCGGCAUGCACGCGUCCGGCCACUUCUCCGUCAACGGCGAAGCUAGCGAUCUGUACUCCUCACCCGUCGACCCCAGCUUUUUUCUGCACCAUGCCAUGGUUGACCGCGUAUAUUGGCUGUGGCAGGCCCUCCACCUGUGGGAUGCUUUCAACAUUGCUGGUACAAUUACCAUCAACAACAGGCCGGCUAGCAGGGACGCACUGAAGACUGAUAUCCUUGACCUUGGCGUCAAUGCUGAGAACCGCACUAUCGACGAGGUCUUGAACACUAUCGGCGGUUCUCCUCUUUGCUACGUCUACGUAUGA
Molecule: messenger RNA, 1152 nt
Organism: Colletotrichum abscissum
Lineage: Eukaryota; Fungi; Ascomycota; Sordariomycetes; Glomerellales; Glomerellaceae
Exons: 5
Coding region: 1-1152 (383 amino acids)
Molecular function (GO): oxidoreductase activity
Source: RefSeq, a predicted model, not a curated record